Messenger RNA from Brenthis ino (lesser marbled fritillary), 753 nucleotides. The record is from the annotation of a GenBank genome assembly. Lineage: Eukaryota; Metazoa; Arthropoda; Insecta; Lepidoptera; Nymphalidae.
AUGAAUGUGUUACGACAUGAUAUAUCACCACUUGAACAAGGCGAAGCUUUUUUUUUAUUGGUUCGAGAAAAAAAACGACUCAAACACGACAAAUUUCUACAAUCUUUGUCCUUAUACUUUAGUGAGCCCGGUGGUUUAGCAGAAAUGCAUAAGUAUUUUCUAGAUGAUCUGUUAAAAAUCGAACCCAAGUCAAUAGUGGCGCGCCCUUUAUGCAUUCUAUCAUCUGAUAUGUGGCUUUUGUCACGUCUUUCGGAGUUAGAUGUUCAAGGCGAUGAUAAAACAAAAAAUAAAUUAAAAAUACAAGUGGCAGCGGCAUUCAGAGCUAACGCUCACAAAACAAACCCACCUAUAAAGAUUGACGAGUUAAACUGGCAGUGUUUAGGAGCUAAAGCUGUCGCAAAUAAAGUAUUCGUAUAUAGAGCGAGGGAUCGUCAAAUGUAUCUUAAGAAAUUAUUAGAUUGGCGUCGCACUGCGAGGAUUUCGAUUCGUUUAGCGUAUGGGACUGAUCACGAUGUUGAUACUUUCUUACAAGCUUGUUCAAUAAGACCUGUAGCGGCUCUUAAAGUUGCUCUAUCUACAUACUUAACUGAAAAGGACGUCGACCUCCGCAUAUGGACUGCUGUUAAGUUAAUCAUGCUCAAUACAGAUUUUUUUAAAAAGGAAUAUUUAUUAAAAAAUAUAAAUAAUCUAGUCUAUGUGUCUCAAUCUAUACAGAUAGAUUCAUACAGAUACAUUCAUAGGCAAAUUCGAUUA